Messenger RNA from Lycium barbarum (goji berry), 680 nucleotides. RefSeq names its product histone H2A-like. Gene Ontology annotation, cellular component: nucleosome. Lineage: Eukaryota; Viridiplantae; Streptophyta; Magnoliopsida; Solanales; Solanaceae. Gene Ontology annotation, molecular function: protein heterodimerization activity; structural constituent of chromatin; DNA binding. The transcript is spliced from 2 exons. The record is from RefSeq and is a predicted model, not a curated record. Bases 76 to 531 code for a protein of 151 amino acids.
CAUCAUCAUCUCUCUCUCUCUUGCUUAAAACAAUCAAAUUUUUCUCUUACAAGCAAUUCAUCGUUUUUUGUCUAAAUGGAGUCUACAGGAAAAGUGAAGAAGGGCGCAGCUGGAAGAAGAGGUGGCGGUCCAAAGAAGAAGCCGGUAACCCGGUCUGUUAGAGCCGGUUUACAGUUUCCGGUCGGCAGAAUUGGUCGUUACUUGAAAAAAGGACGAUAUGCUCAACGUGUUGGUACUGGUGCUCCCGUUUACUUGGCUGCUGUUCUUGAAUAUUUGGCUGCUGAGGUGUUGGAAUUGGCUGGAAAUGCUGCUCGUGACAACAAGAAGAACAGAAUUAUUCCAAGGCAUUUGCUUUUGGCUGUGAGGAACGAUGAAGAGUUAGGAAAGCUGCUUGCUGGUGUGACAAUUGCACAUGGCGGUGUUCUUCCAAACAUUAACCCUAUUUUGUUGCCUAAGAAAACUGGUGGUGAAAAGGCUGGCAAAGAACCUAAAUCUCCAUCCAAAGCUGGCAAGUCUCCUAAGAAGGCUUAGAUUUAGUGGUUGUGUUUUUUUGGAUGUUCCUAUGUAUGUAAUUGUGAUGAUUGCCCUUCAGGGAUAUUUAAAAGGAAUUAGUUGGAACUACCUGUUGUUAGGAUUUCCUUUAUUAUCAAUCAAUGAAACCCCUUGUUUCGGCUUUACAA